AUGGAAGGUCUGCUAAAAGAAUUUCCACUUCUGAAGAAAGAUCGAAUGGCACUAAUAGUGGCUAAAGACUUUAUUCUAUCAGGCGCCAUGAUUAUGGGAAAGCAGAAUAUGGAGGAAGCCUUUCUUCACGAUCAUCCGAUAUUAGUAGAAGUAAUACAUUAUUGGUUACGAGGCGUUAGUGUACCACCCAGGAUGUCGCAUUCUGGCUCAAGCGCUUCGAUAUCAGAUAAUCCAACACCAGCUUCCGGACAAAGUGGUUAUGCACCCAUUGUAACUCCAGAAAUGUUGCAAGAGGCAGUUGCUCAGGCAAUAAGAAAUGUAGGAGGAAACAGAACCAGUCAGGGGUUCUCAUCGUCUUCGACAUCAUCGUCUCGAAACUCUCACUAUUUCCCCGGUACACUUUCAGCAUCUAGUUCUACACAAUUUACUUCGCAAAUGGCCCAGUUGGCUGAUUUUGGUUUCACAAACACGGAAGAAAAUAGGCGAAUUCUUGAAGAAACUGGUGGGAAUGUCCAACAGGCUCUAGAAUUAUUGAUUGCUUUACGAGAAUCAGUUAUGGAUUUAGAAGAUGUGUCAGAUAGUUGA
Messenger RNA from Brugia pahangi, 585 nucleotides. The record is from the annotation of a GenBank genome assembly. NCBI's taxonomy places the organism in Eukaryota, Metazoa, Nematoda, Chromadorea, Rhabditida, Onchocercidae.